Plectropomus leopardus (leopard coralgrouper) is the source of this 3088-nucleotide messenger RNA. The record is from RefSeq and is a predicted model, not a curated record. NCBI's taxonomy places the organism in Eukaryota, Metazoa, Chordata, Actinopteri, Perciformes, Serranidae.
GGGAGCCAGGGGCGCGCGAGGAGGUCUGGACGCUUAGGCCACACGGUGAGAUAGGGCCGAGACCGCCUCAUGUGUCGGGCCUCCUCUGUGUUUUGGUCCCCACCGACCCCCAUCCUCCCAGCAUCAGUGGGAUGUCCCAGGUGUGUCUCCUCUUGGCCUUGCUUAUGCUCUGCAGCUGCACAAAGGUCUCCACUACCAACUCCCUGGAGCUUGUGAAGGAGCAGUGGAGCAGCUACAAAAACAAUUGCCUGGACUACCUCAACGCCACGCCCCCCGCCACAGGGCUGGUGUGUAACAGGACCUUUGACCUGUACGUCUGCUGGCCUGAUGGACUCCCAGGAACCACUGUCAAUGUCUCCUGCCCAUGGUUCCUGCCAUGGUACCAUAAAGUUCAGCAGGGUUUGGUCUACAGAGUCUGCAAUGAAGAUGGUCAAUGGGCAAAAAAGAAUACCAGCGAAUGUGAAGACGACCCCGGUGAGCAGCAGUAUGGUCGCAUCCUCAGUCAGUUACGGAUCAUGUACACAGUGGGCUACUCGCUCUCCCUGGGAGCCCUGCUGCUGGCCUUGGGAAUCCUCAUCACCUUCAGGAAGCUCCACUGUAUGAGGAACAACAUCCACAUGAACCUAUUUGCCUCCUUCAUCCUGAGAGCCGUGUCCAUCCUGGUCAAAGACGCCCUGCUGACCGUCACGCUGGACCCCAGGAGCAGCAAUGACACACGGACACAAGCCUGGGUCAACAUACCGGUCAGAGCAAACACACCACGCCAGCCACUGAAUCGUGUUCAUGCUGUUUCGUGGUGUCGUGGUGCCAUGGUGAUGAUGCAGUACAGCGUGAUGGCCAACAAUUAUUGGCUGUUAGUAGAGGGCAUCUACCUGCACAGCCUGCUAGUCAUCACCGUGUUCAGCGAGAGGAAGUACUUCUACAUUUAUCUGUCCAUCGGCUGGGGUGCACCACUCAUAUUUGUGUUGCCGUGGAUCACAGUGAAAUAUCUCUAUGAGAACGAAGAGUGCUGGGAGCGAAACAUUAACAUGGGAUACUGGUGGAUCAUCCGUUCUCCUAUACUGUUUGCUUAUCUGAUUAACUUCUUCAUAUUCAUACGAAUUAUCAAAAUCCUGAUGUCUAAACUCAGAGCUCAUCAGAUGAGAUACACUGAUUACAAGUUCAGAUUAGCAAAAUCCACGCUGACUCUUAUUCCUCUGCUGGGGAUUCAUGCCAUCCUCUUCACCUUUGUCAUCGACGAGUCCGUCCCCAAAGGCUCCAUGCUGCGCCUUAUUCGCCUCUUCUGUGACCUUCUGUUCAACUCUUUCCAGGGCCUGCUGGUUGCCAUUCUGUACUGCUUCGUCAACAAAGAGGUGCAGUCAGAGAUGCUGAAAAAGUGGAAAAGGUGGAAGCUGGGUAAAGACAUUGACGAGGAGUACCGCCACACCCACAGCCACACGCCCCACGUCAAGAGUGGCAGCAUCGCUACAGGCAAUCUGCCCUAUCUCCAUGACAACAAUGCCAGCGACCCCGGCGGUGACUCGCCUCGCCUCAACAAAGCUGACAGAGACCCAUCCUGUUCUGCCGCUCCUGAAGAAAACCGCCGACUGGUCGUCUCCUACAGCAAUGGGACGGGGAAAGGCAGGGCCGCCAAGAGCAGACACACCCUGCAGUUCUCCUUCCUGCCACACCGAGGCGGUGGCAUUCAUGUGAGCACUACAACAGAAGAUGUGUGUCUGGACGAGAAGGCGCAGGGCUGCACGCAGCCUCUGGAAGGAGAGGAGACUAAUGUGUGAAGACAAACUGCUCUGAGGCCUCGUCACCAAAACUCUCGCUGAUUGUGCUUUUCGUUGCUUCGGAUCAGUGUUUAACAUGCGCAAACAAGACAGCCUGCGUGGGAAGAGGCCGAGGCAGUAACUCACGCAGAUCAUGAUGUUCUAACCUGUGCAGCUGCAAAUUCAUAUUUGUUGGUUUUGGGACCUUGAAAAGCAUUUAUUGACUUCAGAAAUGAGGAAUGAAAACAUUAUUUGAAAAGGAACUCUUUAAAAAGGAACUCUUGUUAUGGUCUAGUCCAGUGUGUGUGUGUGUGUGUGUGUAUGUGUAUGUGCGCAUAUGGAGGGCUGCCAUUUUGACACCAACCCUGCUCACAUGUUUCCAUCUGUAACGCUGCUGUUGUUGUGAGUCACGCUUGCAUUAUGAGUCUGUUUGCAGCAAUCAAAGCUUUUUUUUGUGGUACACUCCCACAGAAACCUCUCAAAAGUGUCAAUAUUUUUUUUUUUGGUUUCAUGAAACCGAAUGUGGACUUCAGUACGCGUGACUCGUGACGUCUUGUUCAUAGCAGCAUGAAGGGAUAGACUCACGGGAGACCACUGACUCUUAUCACACAGUACUGAGGCAGAGGAUGGAAGCUUUGAUCUUGAGAGAGACUGUAAUAUUAACUUAUUCUGGUUUUAAAUUACCAAAGCCAAACAAGAAAAUAAUAAUACAAAAUGAUAGGAUUUACUUCAAUUGGGUAAACCAGGCAACAUAUGCACUCAUUCAUUCACAUUCCUUUCUUUUUGUUUAUAAUAACCUCAUUCUUUGCCUUUUAACAGAUUUUCCUGACUGAAUGUAGUUGAACAAUGGAGAAAUAUGGGUCAAACGAUAUUUAAAUGUAUAUAUGUAACUAGAGACAUGCCCACUGCAUCUGUAUUUAUCCAGAAAUGGAGACUUUAUUUGAAUUCCUGACUUGUCAACAUGGAGACUUGGAGUAAAAAUUCAUACUUGACACACUUUAAAUUAACUUGAUGACAUGCAAUUUGUCAAUCGUCUCCUACAUCGUCCAUACAGCCUCAUAUUAUCUCAGUCCUACAGUAUUCUGUAGAACGGAGGAAAAUGCAAUACAUGAAGUAGUUCUGUACAAAAGUCUUUUUAUGUGGCACAAAGUUUUUUCAUUUCAUAACUUAAUGAGUGAAAACAGCAGCAUAUGACAAUGCAGGAACCAUCUUGAUAUUCAAUUGUUGUUUUUUUCUUUUCCAGAUCGGAUUGGAGCUCAUAUUUAAUGAUGUAGAAAGCGAAAUGUGCCACACAGACACUUUUAUAAUUUUUGAUUAGGAAAAAUUAUGAAAGU